Anthonomus grandis grandis is the source of this 1651-nucleotide messenger RNA. RefSeq names its product venom serine protease-like. The coding region runs from base 164 to 1378 and encodes 404 amino acids. The transcript is spliced from 9 exons. Gene Ontology annotation, molecular function: serine-type endopeptidase activity. The record is from RefSeq and is a predicted model, not a curated record. Lineage: Eukaryota; Metazoa; Arthropoda; Insecta; Coleoptera; Curculionidae. Gene Ontology annotation, biological process: proteolysis.
UUGCCGACUAACAAUGACGAUAUUGUCUACGUGUGAUGUGAUCAGUAAUUUGUUUUAAUUAAAUAUUAGUGCUCCUAUUUUCUCUUGUAAUGUCAUGAGAGUGACACAAGACUGCUCUUGACAAUGGCAAUAGCCGAAACGCGUAGAGCAAAUUAAGCGUACGAUGUCAAACAUUUGGAACCUUUUAUUGCCAGUAUCAAUGGUAGUGAAUACAAUCGACAAAGACUGCCAGUACUACCAGCAGUUGGACAGGGGACACAACUAUUACAUUUUCAAUAAGGAAUACCCUCAGAACUACAGUGCGGGUAGUAGCUGCCAGUGGAUAGCAAAAAGUCCAAAAGGUUCCAAGAUAUUUUUAUCCUGUGAUGAUGUUACCAUGCCAAAGUCGUCAAAAUGCAUUCAGGACCGCAUAGAUAUCACCUUCAGCGGCAGCACGAACCUGAGCGAGUCACAUAAGUAUUGUGGCGAAGGAUCGUUCUCUCUGAUUACAGAAGAAAACAUGUUGAGCUUAACAUUAAAAACCUCAAAAAGGUCUCCUGGUGGUCGAUUUCUAUGUGCCGUAACAGCUCUUAUGGAAAACACAACCCAGAUGAGUAUGAACGACUUUGCAGCUCCUAAUGUACAACCAAGUUGCCAAUGUGGGUGGAAAAAUGACAAAAGAAUUGUUGGUGGUGAAGAAACUCUAGUCAAUGAGUAUCCAGCUAUGGCAGGUCUGAUCACUAGAAACGGCAAACAUCUCUGCGGAGCUACAAUCAUCUCAAGUCGCUACGUGAUUACUGCUGCUCACUGUGUAUAUAAUACAGAUGUUAACACAUUGUUUCUGCUAGUUGGUGAUCAUGAUUAUACCACAGGUACAGAUACAGGUUUUUCGGCAAUUUAUCGAGUGAAAGCGUAUGAAAUGUGGGACGGGUACAACCCUUCAAACUUUCAAGGAGAUAUAGCGAUUGUGAUGGUGGACAAAAUCAAUUUCAACGAUAAUGUUGGGCCAAUUUGUUUGCCAUUUAGAUAUACUUAUGAGACUUUUGAGAGGGAAGAGGUAACAGCCGUAGGAUGGGGCCAGUUGGAGUUCAGUGGUCAAGAGUCGAACGUUCUUAGGGAAGUUGACUUGGAAGUUAUUUCAAAUGCAGUAUGCAGGCAGGAUGUUCCUAGUUUAAUAGACUCCCAGAUGUGUACAUUUACUGAAGGGAAGGAUGCUUGUCAAGGCGAUUCGGGUGGUCCUCUAUUUUGGCAAAAUCCUACGACCAAGAAACUGUUUAUAGUGGGUAUAAUUUCAAAAGGUCUUGGAUGCGGAUCAGCAGUACCUAGUGAAAAUACUAGAGUUACAUCCUACUUGGAAUGGAUCCAGAGAAGAACUAGAGAAUUUUUCUGUUCUGCUUGACAAGCCACUUAGGAUAAUAGCAUAACAUUCGGACUAUUAAUUUUUAUUACUUUCUUAAGAGCCAAACACCUGCAAAUGUUGAAAUUUUAUAGCUUCUAAUGAAAUUGUUAUGGGUAAUGCGUGUGCAUAAAAAUUUAAUAGGGGCAUGGACGUGACCAACGUACAGUGUAUGGCUGUAUUGUACAUCUUUGUGAAAGUUGUAAAAACCCUGAUUAUUUAUUAUUUAUUUGCCGUACGAUUUUGUUUCGUUCCUGGAAUAUAAUUUUACAAAAU